ACAGACACAGCGGCAUCACGACUAAUGCAUUUACAUCAUAUAAUGACUACAGGAAAUAUAGCCUAAUUAACGCCAUACAGCAACUGAUCAGAUGGAUCGAUGGACACCCGGAUCCGAAGCCGGUGGGAAACUCCAGAGUGGAUCUGAUCACAUCCUCACCUGAACAUCAUGAUACAGUUAUUCUGCUGUUUUUUCUCUUUAUGCUAUCAUAGCUUCUUUUUGGAUCUUGGAGGCGACGUUAUCAUUUCAUGAAUGCCAGUUAAUUUGGGAACUGCUCUUUUAGAUGAGGUUUUCAUCUCAGUGUCUUCAGUCCUCCUCCUGACCUGAGCUCCAGUUUUCUGAUCAUGAUGUUUCUCGGAGCAGCUCCAGAUCUUGAAGAUCUUCAGUGACAUGAGGCUGAUCAUGGCCAGAAACACUUCUCUCUACUUUCGCAUCGUCGAGGGACGAAAUCUGCCUGCAAAAGACGUUUCUGGGGCCAGUGAUCCGUACUGCAUCGUCAAAGUUGACAAUGAAGUCGUGGCCAGAACCGCCACCGUCUGGAAGAACCUGAACCCGUUCUGGGGCGAGGAAUACACCCUUCACCUGCCGAUGGGCUUCCAUACGCUCACCUUUUACGUCAUGGAUGAAGACACCAUCGGUCAUGAUGAUGUGAUUGGUAAAAUCUCCCUGAGUAAAGACGUGAUCGCCGCUCAACACAAAGGUUUGGAUAACUGGCUGAAUCUGACGCGUGUGGAUCCAGAUGAAGAUGUUCAGGGUGAGAUUCAUUUGGCUCUGGAGCUGCACAGAGACGCUCAGAGAACCAGUCUGCACUGUCACGUCAUCGAGGCCCGUGAUUUGGCUCCACGUGAUAUUUCCGGUACCUCUGAUCCGUUCACCAGAAUCAUCUACAACAACCUCAGCACUGAGACAUCGAUCAUAAAGAAGACGCGCUUCCCGCACUGGGAUGAGACGCUGGAGUUGAGUUUGGAUGAAGGUGACGAUGAUGAUGGUGGAAGCGUGACGGUGGAGGUCUGGGACUGGGACAUGGUGGGCAAGAACGACUUCCUGGGAAAGGUGGAGAUCCCUCUGUCGUGUCUGCACAGAUCUCCUUCGCUGCAGGGCUGGUUUCGCUUGCUGCCGCUGGGAAACACGGAGGACGACGCUGGAGGUAAACUGGGUGCUCUGCGUCUGAAGGUGCGUUUGGCCGAGGAGAGGAUCCUUCCGUCUGUGUAUUAUCAGCCUCUGAUGGAGCUGCUGGUGGAAGCCGUCCUCUCGCCGUCUGAGGUGGAUGAGCCCACGCCGCUGACUCUGCUGGAGGAGGUGACGACGGUGGAGAGCAGGCAAGACGUGGCCAUGACGCUGGUCAAGAUCUAUCUGGGUCAGGGUCUGGUGGUGCCCUUCCUGGACUACCUCAACACCAGAGAGGUCCACAGCACCACAGAUCCAAACACACUCUUCCGGUCCAACUCGCUGGCCUCCAAAGCUAUGGAGCAGUUCAUGAAGGCCGUCGGGAUGCUGUAUCUACACCAGGUUCUGAAGCCCAUUAUCAACCGCAUCUUUGAGGAAAAGAAAUACGUCGAGUUGGAUCCAUGCAAGAUAGACCUCAACCGCUCCAGGCGUAUCUCGUUUAAAGGCUCGGCGUCGGAGGCUGAGGUCAGGGAGAGCAGCGUGGGGCUCCUGCAGACGUAUCUGAGCAGCAUCAUGGAGGCCAUCGUCAGCUCUGUCUCCCAGUGUCCUCCUGUGAUGAGAGUCGUGUUCAAACAGCUCCAUAAACGCGUGGAGGAACAGUUUCCAGAACCUGAGAACGAGGAUGUGAAGUAUUUGGCCAUCAGCGGCUUUUUCUUCCUGCGUCUGUUUGCUCCUGCGAUUCUGACGCCCAAACUCUUCCAGCUGAGAGACCACCACGCAGACACCAGGACCAGCAGAACGCUGCUGCUGCUCGCUAAGGCUCUGCAGAGCGUGGGGAACCUGGGCCUUCAGCUGGGGCAUGGGAAGGAGCAGUGGAUGACCCCUCUGCAUCCCAUCAUACUUUGCAGCGUGGUGUCCGUCAAAGAUUUCCUGGACAAACUCAUAGACAUCGAUCAUGACAACGUGUGUGAAGCUCCUCAGCGCGCUGUGUUUCUGCCGUCAGUCAUUGUGAAGGAAGGUUUUCUGCAGAAACACAAAGCUGAAGGACCUCAGCUGCUCAAACGCUUCGCUUUUAAGAAACGAUAUUUCUGGCUGAGUUCAGAGUCGCUGUCAUACGCCAAGAGCCCCGACUGGCAGGUUCGCUCCCCUAUUCCCAUAGCGUGUGUGUGUGCGGUGGAGCGCGUGGAUGAAAACGCCUUUCAGCUCCAGAAUGUCAUGCAGGUCAUUACACAGGACACGGACGGACAACUACACACCACAUACCUGCAAUGCAAGAAUGUAAAUGAGCUCAAUCAGUGGCUGUCGGCCAUCAGGAAGGUCAGUAUUUAUAAUGAACACAUGCUGCCAUCGUUUCACCCCGGAGCUCAUCGAGGAAACAAAUGGACCUGCUGCCUUCAGCCCGACCGCACAGCGUUGGGCUGCAGUCGGACUCAUUCGGCCGUGACUCUGGGCGACUGGAGCGACCCGUUAGAUCCUGAUGCUGAAACACAGAUCAUUUAUAAAGAGCUGCUGCAGGGCCGAGACAAACUCAGGAAGCAGUAUCUGGAGACACAGGAAGUGGAGGCAGUGGAACAGGAAGAGCCGCUGAAGGCCAGUCAGCCGUCAUCAGUGUCUGCGCAGGGCCGAUCUGAGCGCACUCGUGCCCUCGCCGCUCGUCUGCUGGACGUCGUGCUGGAUCUAGAACGAGCGCAUUCGUCCUUCCAGAGCCGAGAACCAGACGAGAGCCGCCCGCUCAUCCUGAGCUCAUAGAGACGACCAGCUUCAGGAACUCAGUCCAGCUGUAAAAUCAGAUUAUGCAAUGUUUUCCAAUCAAACUCGAGUUAUUGAUGAAUGUCUGUGGAAACAUUUUUACGUAUUUGUACUUUGAAGUGUUUUUAUUAUCUUGAUGCUCUGGGGUGAUUUUUAUGGAGGGCCAAAUUACUCAAAAUUAAAUCAUUAAAUAAAUGUUAAAAUAUAGAAAUAAAUAAUUAAAUACAUAAAUAAAUAUUUAUUUAUUCAUUCAUGUAUUUAUACAUUUAAUCUUCAGGGUUUCGAGACAUGCUGACAACCAUAACCCUCAAAAUGAAAUGUGGAGGAAAUAAAUGAAUGAAUGAAUUUAUAUAUAUAUAUAUAUAUAUAUAUAUAUUAAUUAAUAUGUAUAUGUAUAUAUAGAUGAAUGAAUGAAUAAAUAUUUAUUUAUUUAUGUAUUUAACGAUUUAUUUUGUUCAACAUUUAUUUAAUGAUUAAUUUUGAGCAGUUUGGCCCUCCAUAGAUUUUUAUCACAUUUGCCCGACUGUAGCUUCUGAAAUCAGCCGCGUGUGUGACAGUCCUGCAGUCUGCAUGGCAUUACUGUACACUAAACAGCAUUAACACAUUCACACAGCAGGGUUAUUACAGUCAUCUACAGUUAAAACCAUAAAAAACAUUAUUACUUGAAGUCAAAUAAACGUUAACGCAAAUAAAAUAUUAAAAAACAUUUUAUUUCAGCUAGUUGCCAAAGCAACUUUUCUAAUUUUCAUUUAGUUUGUAAAAUAUUACAAAAUAUUUUUUUAGUUUUACAAAAUAUAAAAAUAUUGUGAAAUAUUUUUACAAUUUAAAAUAACUGCUUUCUAUUGUGAUGUAUUUUAAAAUGUAAUUUAUUUAUGUGAUGCAAAGAUUAAUUUUGCUCAAGAAACAUUUCUGAUUAUUAUCAAUGUUCAUAUUUUUGUGGAUACAUUAUCAUGCAAAAUGUGGGGUCAGUACAACUAAAAAAAAUUAGAAAUUAAUACUUUUUUUCAUCAAGGAUGCAUUAAAUUGAUCAAAAGUGACAGUAAAGGCAUUUAUAAUGUUACAAAAGAUUUCUAUUAUUAUUAUUUUUUUAAUGCUGUUCUUUUGAACUUUCUAUUCAUCUGUGAAUCCUGAAAAAUAAAAUGCAUCACGGUUUCCACAAAAAUAUUGUGCAGCACAACUGUUUUCAACAUUGAUAAUAAUCAGAAAUGUUUCUUGAGCAGCAAAUCAGCAUAUUAGAAUGAUUUCUGAAGAAUCAUGUGACACUGAAGACUGCAGUAAUGAUGCUGAAAAUUCAGAUUUGGUCAUAGAAAUAAAUUACAUUUCAACAUAUAUUCACAUAAAAAUAGCUAUUUUGAAUAGUAAUGAUAUUUCUCUAUUUUUACCGUAUUUUUGAUCAAAUAAAUGCAGCUUUGGUGAGCAGAAAAGACUUCUUUCAAAAACAUUUAAAAACUGAAUUAUUCCAAACUUGUGGCCUACAGUGUAUAGACAUACUUUAAAUAAUAACAAAAAUGACAGAAACACACAACAUAAUAACAAACUAUUAAUAUGAAAGUGGAAAAUACAAAAAAACACUGACACGCAUUAUAAAAACAAUGGCUUUUAUGCUCACUGGACACCAGAAUCUUUUUCGUGCAAUUUGUUUUCAUGCAGGUGAACUAGUUCUUGACCAAAUGUACUUGAUUAACAGUGAUUGUAAUAUUUUUAUAUUUGCACACAAAUGAUUCCAUAACUUACUCACAUAAGGAUUGUAAAUUGCUUUUCUGCAUUUAAACAGCUAUUUUAUAAACCUCAGCCAGCCGUGUUCUAGAAGUGCCACUGCUGUGGACAGAAGCAGGUUAGCAGUGUACAACUGAAACGAGGGCAGCCGCGUCAGACUGACAUCAGCCGGUGUGUGUGCUUUAAAUGUUUUUUUUAUCAGUUCUCUGGGUGGUAUUUGGUUCAUUUUGACUGAUUCUGGUGGUUUGAUUUAUUUGUGGGAACAGAAGAGGCUUUGCAUUGUGCCAAACAGUGUUUUUGGGUUGUGUGAGCAUGUGUGCGCUGGAAAACAGCUGAACAGAGUUGAUUUGUUUUUGGCCAAAUAUGUAUUUAAAACAUUUGCUUUCUUGUGCAGAAAUUGGUUUAACGCUCAUUUUAUUUGGACGGAGAGCAUCUGCUGUGCCUGUUGACUAUAAAACACAUUUCCAUCAAACUGCAGCAAACUCUGUGUUUCUUUCUCUCAAUCCAGUCUGACCUCAAAUAAUUCAUACUGCAUUACAUUUAUGACUGCAUAAAUCCGGCGUGUAACGUUUGCACGAGCUCUGUGCUGUUCAUUAAAUUUCUCCAGAGCGGGAUGACAAAAUCAAUUUUGAUUUGACAGGAAAUAUUAUUAUUACCUGCUAAUACUGUGCCGCUAGGAGUGAGAAUGAAAAACGAAAGGAAUCAGAUGCAAAAGGUUCAUAACCAGCGCCGACACAAGCUUCCAGCGACGAGUUAUUUGUCCAUGUGAUUGAAAAUGCUGCAUGACACAAUCA
Molecule: messenger RNA, 5366 nt
Organism: Onychostoma macrolepis
Lineage: Eukaryota; Metazoa; Chordata; Actinopteri; Cypriniformes; Cyprinidae
Gene: rasal1a
Product: rasGAP-activating-like protein 1
Exons: 21
Coding region: 391-2856 (821 amino acids)
Biological process (GO): negative regulation of Ras protein signal transduction; regulation of GTPase activity; cellular response to calcium ion
Molecular function (GO): GTPase activator activity
Source: RefSeq, a predicted model, not a curated record